GCUCGUUCAUGCCUAUGUGGAGCGAGCAAGUGCGAGCCCGACGCUGACUUUCGUUGACUUAACGGCCACAGGUGUCGCUGUUAACAAGCAUUUCUGAUUCUUACAAACAGUCCCUUUAAUGCAAUGCAAGGUGAAAAUAGAGACAAGACUGAAUGCUAAUGAUAAGGAUAUGUUAUGACUAUUUAUGUCUUUCAGUUACCUCUCAUUCUUGUAAGACUUUUUUUCUCACUUUGUAUUACAGUAGAAUGGACCAAAUGUCUUACGGAAAAUGCAGUAAUUUUUUUUGUAAACUCUGUAGAUGACUCAGAAAAGAGACAACAUGUUUCUGCAAGUCAACAUUCAAACUCAAAAUGGGAAUCAACCUACAGCGUUCAUCUCUUUAACAAGACCAACAACAAAAGAGUUUCUGAUCUUUUUUAUUGUCCAUGAAAUCCUCUGUAGAAACAACGUCAGACACAAAAAGGUACAUACAUGCAUCUACUAUAGGCUAUAGUAGAGUUUGACAGCAAUGAUUCCUACCUGCUAUAAAUCAUUAUCUCUAAACCUCACUAUAUCACACACAUCGUACACACUGAAUCAUAUGGCAAUAUAGACUAUGGGUUUCUAUGGAUAUUUUAUUUGGGUACAAGAACAAUAUACAAUACAUUAGGAAGUUGAAUAGAAUGAACCUUACAUGAUAAAAAGAAAUGUUUGUAUUGUUUGUACAUAUGUUCCUCUUUCUUGUGUUUUUCUUUUUGACAUACUAUUUUUAUGCUUUAGCGAAGACUGAGUACGUCCAUAUCGCCGUUUUAAGUUCUGUUUUAUUCUCUAAACGAUCCACGAUACAAGUAAAAGAGAAACUCUUGACUUGACCAAAUGUCCAGGUGCUGAUUUAAACACAUUUCACCGUAGAGGAGAAUCUCUGUGGAGACUUUAAAGGCUCAGCAGCACUGAUCUAAUUCUCUUGCUAUUGAAAAGGCCGUGACCUAUCCUCCCUUCUGUGCUGGCAGCUCGGGUAACCUUAAAGGAAUGCAGACGAUGAUGCCAGAAUUAUUUUGGGCUGAGAUUCAGAUGUUAAAAUAGCAAAAAAGGUUGCAGGGUAGAUUACCAAGGAGAAACGCAGACAGUUGUGUUGUCGACCUACAUGUAGCUCUUGUACAGAGACCUUGAAAAGCAACGUUUCCAGCCAAGGCUAAAGAGUGGAAGUGUAAUUCAUAAAACCACCGAGAAGAGGCCCGGAGGAGGUUGUAAAAGCAGAAGUGGAGCAUCCAGACAUGCCCAGAGGCCUGAGCUGCUUGGCGAGCCCUGAGGGGGCAGACGGCAGGUAUGAGACCCCCCCGGCUUCAGAGCUCCAGAGGCUGAUGUGGACAAAGACGGGGACCAGCAGCCAUCUGGAUGAGGUUCAGCCCAGGAUCUACAUUGGAGACAUGUAUGCAGCCAAAGACAAGAGGACACUGCAGGCUCACCACAUCACCCAUGUGCUUAACGCCGCUGACGGGAAGUUCAACGUGAACACGGGCGCCAGCUUCUACAGAGACACCAGAAUCACUUAUCAUGGAGUGGAAGCUUUUGACAUGCCAUCCUUUAACUUGAGUCCCUUCUUCUACCCAGCGGCCAAUUUUAUCAAGAACGCUCUGAGCUCGCCCACAGGUAAAGUGUUUGUCCACUGUGCGAUGGGUCUCAGCCGCUCGUCCACCUUGGUUCUGGCCUACCUGAUGAUCCACGAGAACAUGACGCUGGUGGACGCCCUCAAAGCCGUCAGCGCCAACAGGAACAUCUCACCUAACAAUGGUUUCCUGGAGCAGCUCCGAGAGCUGGACACAAAGCUGCACUGCCAGGUGCCAUCGAGGAGCUGGAGCGCCAACGGGAGGACUUGAGAUAAAACCCAUCAGUCCAUAAAUAUGGAUUAUAUUGUUGAGUUUGAAGGAGAAAAACAUGCUCUGAUUGUCUUCUCUUUGUAAGAUAAAUUCCAUUUUUUUGUGAAGAAAUUAAAGUGACUUAUAUUACAAUAAA
Sebastes umbrosus (honeycomb rockfish) is the source of this 1992-nucleotide messenger RNA. RefSeq names its product dual specificity protein phosphatase 13-like. The transcript has 5 exons. Gene Ontology annotation, biological process: negative regulation of MAPK cascade; protein dephosphorylation. Gene Ontology annotation, cellular component: cytoplasm. The record is from RefSeq and is a predicted model, not a curated record. NCBI's taxonomy places the organism in Eukaryota, Metazoa, Chordata, Actinopteri, Perciformes, Sebastidae. The coding region runs from base 1254 to 1856 and encodes 200 amino acids. Gene Ontology annotation, molecular function: MAP kinase phosphatase activity; protein tyrosine/serine/threonine phosphatase activity.